Messenger RNA from Mobula hypostoma (lesser devil ray), 1448 nucleotides. RefSeq names its product carboxypeptidase A6 (gene cpa6). Bases 40 to 1353 code for a protein of 437 amino acids. Lineage: Eukaryota; Metazoa; Chordata; Chondrichthyes; Myliobatiformes; Myliobatidae. Gene Ontology annotation, biological process: proteolysis. The record is from RefSeq and is a predicted model, not a curated record. Gene Ontology annotation, molecular function: zinc ion binding; metallocarboxypeptidase activity. The transcript has 11 exons.
UAUUAGAUACUUAUUUUUAAAAUACUUUUUACCAUCUACAUGGAGGGGAGUGUACGCAUUAUUGCAGCUGCUUUAAUAUUCGCUGCUGUGAAUUUCCUGAAUUGUCGAGGCGUCGUACAAGCCUUUCUUUAUAAUAAUCAGUACGAAGGAGAUCAAGUAAUUCGUUUAGUUCCAAAAGCUGGACAGGAAGUGGAAGCACUGAAGACCAUCAGUGAACAGAUCAAACUGGAUUUAUGGCAACCUAGCAGUAUUGCUUCUAUUAAAGUUGGUGGUGUUGUGGAUAUACGUGUACCCAGUAGCAGUUCACAACAUUUCUUCCAGUCUCUUCUUCAAACUGGCAUGACAUUUAAGAUCCUUGUUUCUGAUCUUCAAGAACUAAUGGAGAAGCAGAGUGGCUUUGGUGCUCGAUAUCGUCGGUCCAAUUCUCUCUACAACUAUGAAGUCUAUCACACCUUAGAAGAGAUACAGAAUUGGAUGCUUCAGAUGUAUCAAACAUAUUCUCAGCUCCUUUAUCUUUUCUCGAUUGGGAAAUCAUAUGAAGGAAGACCUCUCUAUGUUCUUCAGUUAGGCAAGAAAUCACAUCCUUUCAAGAAAGCAGUGUGGAUAGAUUGUGGCAUUCAUGCCAGAGAGUGGAUUGGUCCAGCCUUUUGUCAAUGGUUCGUAAAAGAAGCUGUAAAGACAUACCACAGUGAUCCUGUAAUGCGAAAACUUCUGAAACAACUGUAUUUCUACAUCAUGCCUGUUUUUAAUGUAGAUGGAUACCAUUAUAGCUGGACAAAGGAUCGAUUCUGGAGAAAAACACGUUCUAACAGUACUUAUUUCAAUUGCCACGGUGUUGAUGCCAAUCGUAAUUGGAACGUCAAGUGGUGUAGUGAAGGUGCAUCAUUACAUCCUUGUGCUGAUACAUACUGUGGACCCAUGCCAGAAUCUGAGCCAGAGGUCAAGGCAGUUGCAACCUUCCUGCGUAAAAACAAGAAACAAAUUAAAGCAUAUAUUUCAUUCCAUUCGUAUUCCCAAAUGCUCCUUUAUCCAUAUUCCUAUAAGGAUGCAAUCAUUCCUAAUUUUAACUGUGUGGAAUCUGCAGCGUUCAAAGCUGUCAAUGCUCUUCGCUCUGUGUACGGUAGCAAAUAUAAACAUGGGCCAGCAUCUAGCACUUUGUAUGCCAUAUCUGGUAGUUCUAUUGACUGGGCCUAUAAACAAGGGAUUCCCUAUGCAUUUGCAUUUGAACUACGAGAUACCGGAUAUUAUGGAUUUUUGCUGCCAGAAUCGCUAAUCAGACCCACAUGUACAGAGACGACAUUAGCCAUCAAAAAUAUUACAAACCAUCUCCUAAAAGAGUGCCCCUUGAAGUGAGGGCUAUUUAUCACCAUAUAGUUUGAUUUGUUUUUUUAAUUUUGCAUAAAUAAGCUAAAAUGUACAAUGAUUUAAUGCUAUUUCUGUAUUUUACC